AUGGCGCCGUCCUGUGGUGUAUUUUUGUGGCCAGACAAGGACAAGCUCAACUGUCACUGUCAGUGUUGUUUUUUCACGUAAGAAGCGAAAAUGGCGAGGUUUCUGAGGCCUAACAUCAGAAGUUUUGUCACUUCACAGCUGAGAAUGUCAUCCGACCAGUUAGGUGAGCUGGGUAAAGGUGCAGGCAAAGGUGGUGGAGGCGGAGGGUCCAUCAGAGAGGCAGGUGGAGCUAUGGGAAAGAAGCAGGCUGCUGAGGAGGAGAUGUACUUCAAGCGUAAGGAGCAGGAGCAGCUGGCAGCACUGAAGCAGCACCACCAGGAGGAAAUUGAUCACCACAAAAAGGAGAUUGAACGUCUGCAGCGUGAGAUUGACCGCCACAAGGGAAAGAUCAGGAAGCUGAAGCACGACGACUGAGUGAAACCUUCCAAAAAAAAGACGGCUUUCUUCAUUUCUCUGAUUGCUGCAUGCACUAUGUCACCGGCCAGUCAUGAAUGUGUGGUUGAUGGUUGUUCUGUAAAUGCUUGAAAGUUAUUAAAAAAGCCACUGAAAUGAACUUUGGUUCCAUUGCAUGAUAGAAGUUGUACAACUUUUCCAACAUUUUCCCCUUUGCAUAGUUCAUCAGUGUGAUGUGUGUUGCUCACAAAAGGCCAAAGUCAACAGACCUAAAUAUAAGCAAUGCUUCAUAUGGCAGCAUCAGCUUUUUGUGUGAUGUAUAAAAACAUUUAUGGUAAUGUAAAUGGUAGUCUUCAUUAGUAGUCUUCACUGCUGUAUCGAUUAGUUGCUGCGCAGAAAAUUAAAUAAUUUUGAUAAUCAA
Messenger RNA from Amphiprion ocellaris (clown anemonefish), 814 nucleotides. It is a transcript of the gene atp5if1b, whose product is annotated as ATP synthase inhibitory factor subunit 1b. NCBI's taxonomy places the organism in Eukaryota, Metazoa, Chordata, Actinopteri, Pomacentridae. Gene Ontology annotation, cellular component: mitochondrion. The transcript has 3 exons. The coding region runs from base 91 to 414 and encodes 107 amino acids. Gene Ontology annotation, molecular function: ATPase inhibitor activity. Gene Ontology annotation, biological process: negative regulation of ATP-dependent activity. The record is from RefSeq and is a predicted model, not a curated record.